Molecule: messenger RNA, 1314 nt
Organism: Ogataea angusta
Lineage: Eukaryota; Fungi; Ascomycota; Pichiomycetes; Pichiales; Pichiaceae
Exons: 1
Coding region: 1-1314 (437 amino acids)
Biological process (GO): fungal-type cell wall biogenesis; carbohydrate catabolic process; budding cell bud growth
Molecular function (GO): mannan endo-1,6-alpha-mannosidase activity
Source: RefSeq, a predicted model, not a curated record
AUGGCCGUCGACCUCGACAUCAACAGCUACGACUCGAUCCAGGCGGCGACGGCGCUGAUCGCAGACGGCCUGAUGGACUACAACUGGGGAGACAAGUACGGAGGAACCAUAGGAAUGUUCACGAAUCCGUACUACUGGUGGGAGGCCGGCGGAGCCUGGGGGUCGAUGAUCGACUACUGGUAUUUUUUGCAGAACGACACGUACGAGGAAACCAUCAAGGAGGCGAUGCUGUACCAGACAGGAGACAACUGGGACUAUAUCCCUUUGAAUCAAUCCACCACAGAGGGUAACGACGACCAGGCGUUCUGGGGCAUUGCUGCGAUCCAGGCGGCCGAGCGGAACUUCACGAACCCGGCCUCGGACCAGCCGCAGUGGCUGUAUCUCGCGCAGGCGGUGUUCAACACGAUGGCCUGGAGAUGGGACACGGAGCACUGUGCUGGCGGGCUCAGAUGGCAGAUUUUCCAGUGGAACUCGGGCUACGACUACAAGAACACGGUUUCGAACGCGGGGCUGUUCCACAUUGGCGCGCGACUGGCGAGAUUCACGUCCAACGACACGUAUGUCGACUGGGCCGAGAAAAUCUACGACUGGCUGCUGGGCGUGGAUUUCAUCACCGAGGGAGACACGUACAACUUUGCGUACGACGGGGCCAGCAUCACGGACAACUGCUCGUCGGUCGUGAAGUACCAGUGGUCGUACAACGCCGGGAUGAUGCUCUCGGGCUGUGCGUACCUGUACAACUACACAGAGGACGAUAUCUGGAGACAGCGGACAAUCAACUUUCUGAACGGGCUGGUUGUGUACACGCCGAACAGUGCGCAGGACGGGGUGUACGUGCUGCAGGAGACGGCGUGCAUGGGGUCGGGCUCGUGCAACAACGACCAGCGCUCGUUCAGAGCGUACCUGAUCCGGUUCAUGGGGCUGACGGCCAUGAUGGUGCCGGAAACACAGGACACCAUCAACAAGUACAUCCAGCAGUCGGCGCAGGCGGCCGCGCAGUCGUGCUCGGGCGGCACGGACGGCCACACGUGCGGCCUGAACUGGACGUACAGCGGCUGGGACGGCUACUACGGGCUGGGCGAGCAGAUGUGUGCUCUGGAGGCCAUCCAGAACCUGCUCAUCUACGACAGGCCGGCCCCGUACACCUCGACGAACGGCGGCUCGUCGACGGGAGACGGAGCGGCCGGCUCGGAGAGCACGCAGCUGACGGACCAGCCGCUGAGUCUGGACCGCGGCGACACCGCCGGCGCGGCCAUCAUUACGGUGCUGAUCGGGGUGAGUAUCAUCGCACUGGCGUGCUGGCUAUUAGUGUAA